AUGGGACAAUACAUUCAAUGCGAUCGACGACUCCAUCGGCCCGGGCAGACGAGCAAAAUGGUGGCCGAGGAGGCCUGCCAGUCACAGCAGAUCGACUGGAAGUCGGCUGAAGACAUGAACGCCUGUGUCAUCAGCGAUGAGUUGAACCAUACCAGUCUGAUUUUGGGCUGUCGUCUUUCAGGAGCCACGGUACGACGCUUUAAACAUAAUGAUAUUGAGGAUCUUGAGAAGCAACUAAUUGACACCGUAGUAAAUGGAAAGCCGAGGACACAUCGUCCGUAUAAGAAGAUCUUCAUCGUCGUCGAGGGGAUAUACAGGUGA
Molecule: messenger RNA, 321 nt
Organism: Protopolystoma xenopodis
Lineage: Eukaryota; Metazoa; Platyhelminthes; Monogenea; Polystomatidea; Polystomatidae
Source: the annotation of a GenBank genome assembly